CGCUAUUUGUGCUUUAACACAGAUACACUUUGAAUAAAUCGGUUGUGUUUGCUUCAAAUACCAUGACAAAUAGAAUUUUAUCGUAGCCGUUCUUGUAGUUGCUAUGGCAACCAUUUUUAAUUUGUUUUGGACAAAUUCUUUCAAAUAAAAUGAAAUGUCAACAUAAUAUCAAAAUAUACGUGUAUCAUUCGUUUUCUUUUUGUUAAUUCUCCCGAAAAAAAUCUAAUCAAAUAUGUGAGUCAUAUCAGAAGAAUUCGUCGGAGAAAUAGUUUUUAUUUUGGAGGUCAAUUCAAACGUUUUCUUAUGGCUGUGAUAAAACAUUUUUUAUUGAAUUUGAAAGCGUUUUUCGUUUCUUUCAUCAUGGGAAAUUGUUGCCACAGAAAAUCUUCAAUUGGGUAAUGCCAAUUAGUGUGCUGUUACUUGGUACAGAAAAUGCCGGUAAAACGGAGGUUGGCCAUGCAUUGAGCACUUUGCCACGUAUUGAUUUCGGUCCGACAAAAGGUGUGCAUGUAUUCAAUGUGAAUUCGAAAUUCCAACACAUCAAACUAACGGAAGUUGGUGGUUCGGAUAGUGUACGAGACAUAUGGCCACAUUAUUAUAAUGAUGCAUUUGGUAUAAUAUUUGUUAUUGAUUGUUCGUUGCAAGCGCCAUUCGAUAAAAUGCGGGAAAUUUUACAAAAUUUAAUGCACAAUAAAUUUAUCCGAGGAAAACCCUUACUCAUCGUUGCCAAUAAACAGGAUUUGGAUCAAUCAAUUGACGUGGUUGAUAUCACAUAUUUUUUCCGAAUUGAUGAACUAUGCAACUUAUUAGGAACACCAUGCAAUAUUGUCACAUCCAGUAUUGCUGAUCGGUCUGAUUUACAAAUUGGAAUGGAAUGGUUAGUCGAUACCAUUGUGGAUAAUUACAAGUCACUCAAAAACCGAAAUCGAUUCAACGGUUUACUCACAACGCCAAUAAAACGAUUCAAAAGAGAACGAACCAGUUUGCCAAAGAAAGCAAAACGUUUUGAACAUAAUAGACGCAUCAGUUCGGCUCCAUCGAAAAUUGCCUCUGAACGCGCCAUAAAAGCACAAAAUGGGUACAUAAAUACAGUUAAAAUACAGAGACGAGUACAACAAAUACUACCGUCAAAAACUGUAGUACAUUCGCCGGAACCAUCAUCAUCAAUGUUUAGAUUAAAUACAAUAUUGUUACAUCAUGAAUGAAAUUUUCUAUUAACGGGUAUAUUGAAAAUCAAUGAACAAUAGCUGUUUCGAUUUUCUAAAAC
Molecule: messenger RNA, 1267 nt
Organism: Contarinia nasturtii (swede midge)
Lineage: Eukaryota; Metazoa; Arthropoda; Insecta; Diptera; Cecidomyiidae
Product: ADP-ribosylation factor 1-like
Exons: 4
Coding region: 399-1205 (268 amino acids)
Biological process (GO): non-motile cilium assembly; receptor localization to non-motile cilium
Cellular component (GO): non-motile cilium; ciliary membrane
Molecular function (GO): GTP binding; GTPase activity
Source: RefSeq, a predicted model, not a curated record